GAUGAUGUACGGAGUUGAUUCCGACAAAAAUUUAUGUUUGAAUAUUAUUGUCUUUCCCUGGCGAUUACGAACCUUCAAAUCGACAGGCGCAUUCGUUCUUGGAGAAGCUGACCCAACGUCAAGGCAGUCAGUGUAUCACUUCCUACGUGGAGUGCCAAUGUAGCCUACGAAGAAGGAGAACCGUGGAUUGUGAGAAAGAUGAAAUGUGGCUAUCCUCGCUUCUUCGUUCAUCCCGUCAUUCAAGAGCUUGCGAGGGAAGUUGUAAAACUCCAUGGAAAUACCGAAACCGAAGCGGCCUCGUUGUUUCCGUCACCCAAGACUGCAAGCGUAUGCCGGUCGUUCAUUCUUUCAAGGAUUCCCUCCCAAGAAUCGCCAAGAAUCCGUAUUAUCAACUUCGUUCCUGCCCCUCACACAGAGUCCCGGGAACAGACGAUAAGGUCGCCCCUAUCGUGUGUGAUCUACCCAACAGAAUAUGCUUAUAUGGCCAAGCAAGUAUGGCAACACAGUGGAAAUGGAAUAUCAAGCCGUCGGGGCGAAUUUUGUCUAAGCGCGCUGCGAGAUGGAUUCCUUGUGGAGGAUAAGGAACCUGCACAAGUUGAGCAAUCGUCACAGAAAUUUUCUAAGGGUCCACGGCGAUAUCAGGGAAGAGGAUCAGCGAAUGGUAUAGUUCGUGGUGGUUCAGUCCCUGCCUCGGCCCCUGACUGGUCGACGGAGAAUACUGAAACUCAGGACAGCCGUGAAUACGUCCAAUUUAUCGAGGAGCGCUUCGGCAGGAACUUGAGCGUUUUACUGGCUGAUCAAGCGAAGCAAGCUGUUCGCAGACGAAUCGCGGGCGUUCUCACUGCUAACGUCGAUUUAAGUGACGCUCUUGAUGAAGCAUCAGGAGAGGGUAGAGUAGCAGGGUUGACCGAUUCCGAUGUUUUUCUCUUCCCGAGUGGUAUGAGUUCAAUCUUCAAUACGCACCAGAUCCUUCUGGCCGCUAGAGGUCCUUUGAAAAGCAUAUGCUUUGGAUUCCCCUACAUAGAUACCCUGAAGACGCUUGAGAAAUGGGGUCCUGGCUGCCUGUUCUAUGGACAUGGUUCCUCUGAAGACCUAGACGAUCUGGAAUCCCGACUGCAAGGAGGCGAGAGAUUUCUUGCGCUUUUCACCGAAUUUCCGGGAAACCCAUUACUCAAAUCUCCUGAUUUGAAGAGAAUAUAUGCACUUGCACAGAAAUAUGACUUUGCAGUGGUGGUAGAUGAGACGGUGGGCAACUUCUUGAACAUCAAUGUGCUCCCUUAUGCAGACAUUGUCGUCAGCAGUCUGACAAAGGUCUUCAGUGGAGAUAGCAAUGUUAUGGGAGGAAGUGCUGUCAUCAAUCCACAUGGGCGCUGUUAUCAGGAACUGCGAACCACUUUCAGCCGUGAAUACGAGGAUAAUCUCUGGGCAGAAGACGCUGUUUUUUUGGAGAGAAAUAGCCGUGAUUUCGUGUCUCGAAUUGAAAAGAUAAACAAUACCACCGAAGACAUAACAGCCUUGCUAAAGGAGUCCCCAGUCGUGAAAGAUGUUUACUACCCUAAGUACAACACUUCGAGGGUUUUCUACGAGGACUUCCGUACCCCAAUGGUGGGUAUGGUGGUCUGUUCUCCAUCACCUUCCACUCUGACGCUGAAGCCAUCGCAUUUUUCGAUCAUCUCGAAGUUCUCAAAGGCCCUAGCCUUGGAACAAAUUUCACGCUCAGUUCGCCAUAUACGCUACUCGCACAUUACAAUGAGCUCGACUGGGUAAGUAUUGCGUUGUUCGCCCCAAUUCUCCUUCUGUGGCUCGAUGUUUCGCUCCCUUCCCCUGGAUUUAGCCCCCGCUCACUGCCCAUUGCAGGCUGCUUCGUUUGGUGUUGAGUCGAACUUGGUGAGAAUAAGCGUGGGUUUGGAGGAUGUAUCGAGUCUCCGCGACCAAGUCCAGCGAGCCCUCGCGGCAGCAGCUGAAGCGAAGGAUUAAAUCAGGAUUGAUUUUCUUCGAUUUUGAGGCUCGGAUACCUUGGUACUGGGGCUACCGUCUCGCUCGGAAAUGCCUACGAAACGGGGCUCGUUCUCCACAGUUAUUGCUGCCUAUCCGCCAGCAGAAAAGUAUUUAAUCAAAAUAAGUGGCGGUGUGC
Molecule: messenger RNA, 2134 nt
Organism: Aspergillus novofumigatus IBT 16806
Lineage: Eukaryota; Fungi; Ascomycota; Eurotiomycetes; Eurotiales; Aspergillaceae
Product: cystathionine gamma-synthase
Exons: 3
Coding region: 199-1767 (522 amino acids)
Biological process (GO): transsulfuration
Molecular function (GO): cystathionine gamma-synthase activity; pyridoxal phosphate binding
Source: RefSeq, a predicted model, not a curated record